Molecule: messenger RNA, 414 nt
Organism: Puccinia triticina
Lineage: Eukaryota; Fungi; Basidiomycota; Pucciniomycetes; Pucciniales; Pucciniaceae
Exons: 5
Coding region: 1-414 (137 amino acids)
Biological process (GO): rRNA processing
Molecular function (GO): peptidyl-prolyl cis-trans isomerase activity; DNA binding
Source: RefSeq, a predicted model, not a curated record
AUGGCGCCGAAAUCGAAUAAGCCAGCGAAGGCGAAUGGGAACAACGACUCCGAGUCAAGCGGGGCCGCCGGAAAACUCAAGCCAGCCAAUAGCCUGAAGGUCCGACAUAUUCUUUGUUCGAAGCAAUCUGGUGCGAUUGAGGCGAUCGCUCGCCUGAAGUCCGGAGUCUCGUUUGAUAAAGUGGCAUCUGAACUGAGCGAGGACAAGGCCCGGAAUGGGGGGAGUUUGGGCUGGAUGAUACGAGGAUCGAUGGUCGGGCCGUUCCAAGAAGCAGCCUUCCAGCUCCAACCUUCGAGCGUGGGCGCCCCUAUUUAUACCGAUCCACCCAUCAAAACAAAUUUCGGCUACCACGUCAUAAUGGCAAGUUCUUCGCAUCGUCUCACCGCUUUAUUUCGCUUCCUUAGCAUUAACUAA